This is a messenger RNA of Hyla sarda, 1543 nucleotides long. RefSeq names its product leukocyte elastase inhibitor-like. The record is from RefSeq and is a predicted model, not a curated record. Gene Ontology annotation, biological process: negative regulation of endopeptidase activity. NCBI's taxonomy places the organism in Eukaryota, Metazoa, Chordata, Amphibia, Anura, Hylidae. The coding region runs from base 273 to 1409 and encodes 378 amino acids. The transcript has 8 exons. Gene Ontology annotation, molecular function: serine-type endopeptidase inhibitor activity.
CUCUGCCAGAUUCUUCUUCACGUUUCCCUUACAGCAGGAGAAGGCUGCAGUAACUGGCCACUACCCACCUCUGUGAAAUAUACAGCUGUGACCGCUCUGCAAGAAACAGAGGAAAGUGCAAACAAGGUGUUCUAAAAGAAUCAAUAGGCUUUGACAGUGUUUCACCUUAUGACUGCUAGAGAGCAGAGUUCGAUAAGAGGUGGCAGCGUGUAUUGGAGGUGUCUAAACAGGAGUCAGGUGCUCUUUUUGCAACCUAGGUGGACGGCCCUAAGAUGGAAGCACUGAGUUCUGCAUGCACCAGUUUCUCACUUGAUUUGUUCAAGAAAUUAUGUCUCAACAACCCUAAUGGGAAUGUUUUUUACUCUCCACUAAGUAUCUCAACAGCAUUAGCAAUGGUUUUCUUAGGUGCAAGAGGUAGAACUGCUGAAGAGGUAUCCAAGGCACUGCAUUUUGAUGCUGUUCAGGAUAUUCAUUUAAACUUCCAAACCCUGAACGCUCAGAUUAAUAAAAAAUCUAGCUCCCACGCCCUAAAUCUGGCUAACCGGUUAUAUGGAGAAAAGACCUUCAACUUUCUUCCUGAAUUUUUGUCAUCUAUCCAAAGUUUAUACAAAGCUGAAUUGGGCACAGUUGACUUUAUAUCUGCAUGUGAAGCUGCUAGAAAGGAAAUCAAUAAAUGGGUUUCAGAACAGACAAGAGGAAAAAUUCCAGAAGUUCUAACUGAGGGGUCAGUAGAUGGAACAACCAAACUAGUGCUGGUGAAUGCCAUAUAUUUUAAAGGAGACUGGGCUGAAAAAUUUAACCCUGAACAUACAACAGAAGAACCUUUUAGGUUAAACAAGAAUGAACAAAAACUUGUUAAAAUGAUGUAUCAGAAGAAAAAACUGCCUUACAACUACAUCCCAGAACUCAGCUGUGGAAUCCUAGAGCUCCCAUAUGUGGGAAAUGAACUCAGUAUGAUUAUCCUGCUGCCAGACAACAUUGAAGAUGAAACAACUGGUUUAGAAAAGCUUGAAAAGGACAUUUCCUUAGAAAAACUUCAGGAAUGGACACGACCUGAAAACAUGAAUCCAACUGAUGUACGUGUGCAUCUGCCUAAAUUCAAAUUAGAAGAAAGCUAUCGGCUUAAAUCAACACUAUCUGCACUGGGAAUGGUUGAUAUUUUUAAUGCAGGUUGUGCAGAUCUAUCCGGGUUAUCAGGAUCUCAGAAUCUUUUCCUAUCUGAAGUAAUUCAUAAAUCUUUUGUGGAGGUGAAUGAAGAAGGCACAGAGGCUGCGGCUGCCACUGCUGGGAUUGUAAUGAUGUGCAUGAUCCUUGAUGUGGAAUUCAAUGCAGAUCACCCAUUUCUCUUCUUCAUCAGGCAUAAUGAAACUAAAAAUAUUCUUUUCUUUGGCAAAUACAGCUCUCCAUAGUAAAAGAAAAUACUGACAUUUAAAUUUGAUAACCAAUGUUUGUUUCUCAGGCUUUAUUGUGUCAUUCAUCAAUGUAGAAAAGCAAAAUUGGAAAAUAAAGGAAUUACUGUUCUUAGAUUGAGGCCCUCUUUUUA